Schistosoma rodhaini is the source of this 1629-nucleotide messenger RNA. Lineage: Eukaryota; Metazoa; Platyhelminthes; Trematoda; Strigeidida; Schistosomatidae. The record is from the annotation of a GenBank genome assembly.
GACGUCCUAGUCGUUGGUACUUGAAACUGGAAAGCUUGGUUGUUGUCUCUGAAAUGAUUAUCUUCGCGCUAUUUCUUCUCACGAUCAAUUACAUUGUCUCGGUUCCUGUCAUACCCACUUUUGACAAUGCUGAGGAAGUUGCCCAAUACAAGAAAUAUUUAGAAGAGGCACCAAAAGCAAUAAAUGUGGAUCCUAAAACAUUGGAUUCGGCUCGAAAAGUUUUUGUGGAAAAUUCUUUAGAUGAUUUAUUACUACUUUGGAAUACAAGUUUACGAGGUAAAGACGAUGAAACAAAACGUUAUCUAGUCGAAAAACUCCUAAGAACUCAUUUGGAGAAAGUAGCAGAUAGUCAUCCUAACACAAUGGGCGGUGUUGUUCACAAAACUUUGCCAGGAUAUGAAGCGGAAUCACCGAAUAAAAUUGUUGAUAAGUUAAAAAAAUUGGAUGAUGAACAGGAAAGGAAGUACCAAGAGCAUGUAGCUAAAGAAAAAAGCGAUAUGGUACAGAAAUUCAGUAAAUUUACAGAAGAAGAGCGUGCUAGGAUGCUUAAGAGUCUGAAAGAACUGGCUGAAAAACACAAGCGUCAUCCCAGAAUUCACCAGCCAGGAAGUCAAGAUCAGCUUAAAGAAUAUUGGGAGAAAUAUGAGGGAUUGGAUGAGCAAUCAUUCAAUUCUCGAACGUUAUUUGCCGAUAUCGAUUUAGAUGGAGACGGUUAUCUGAAUAUCCAUGAGGUUGAAGCAUUUUUACAAACAGAACUUGAAAAGGUUUAUAAUCCUGAAGAUCCAGAUUACGACCCAUGGGAAGAAAGACAUGAUAAAAAAAAAAUGCGACAGAAAUUUAUGGACCGAUUCGACACAGAUGGUAAUUACUUGGUUUCUCGUGAUGAAUUUCUAAGAGGUGUUAAUCAGCCUUAUCCAUCAUAUGAUCGUGAUUGGAUGACUGCUCAAAAUGAAGAGGAUAUGUUUAAAACAAAUGAAGAGGAAUUAAGAAGAUUAGUUAGUGAAGCACAAUCAAAAGAACAAAAUCGUCAGCAAACAACAACAGAACAGCCAAAUGUACAAAAUGUAUAGGGUCUUAAUUGUUUUUAUUCACUUAUAUUUAUGAACUAUCGAUUACUGUUGUUUGUCCAUUAUGAAAAGAUAAGGAAGUUCUUGGCUAGAUUAUGUUGAUUUGUCCUAUAAUUUAUUUUUAUCUCGACUAUUUUUAAUUCAUACUUUAUUCACCUUUUUAUUCACAGGCAAUUUAUUACUGACUACCUUUUGAUUUUUACAAACCUAAAUUAACUUUAAUUUGUUGUUUGCUUCUCUUCCUGCUAAUCCAUGUUAUACUUACGAUUUGUUUUUAUUUUCUUUUAUUUCAAUCACAUAUCUACCUCGAGGUUGAAAAAAUCGAUAACUAGAAAGUUCAGAAAUGUUUGUAUUUUUGCGUCAGUAAUGUUUUUUUAUUUAAUUUUUAUACGGUAACAGAAAUAUGAGAGAACUUCUUGGCAGUCUACCCAGAAAUGCUUAAUAAAAAUCACCACACCUAUUUACUUAGUACAUAUUACCAAAAUUUAUUACUAAUAUGUACCUUCUACUGCUUUUCUAACUACUUGUUAUUGUGAGAAAAAAAGAAACGCACUGAGAAGGU